CUGGUCUGGCUAGCGCAGUACCAUCAGCCGGGUAUAUAGAGCAUCACUCACCAGCCUCUCUGGAAUAAACUGAGUCUCAUUCAUCACUCAUCACUAAUCACCAGUCAACACUUGUUCAGCAUGAAGCUGCUAAUCCUUCCUCUUCUUGUUGCUGGUGUGAGUGCUGGUGAAUGGACCACUCGGGUAUUCAGUGGUCCAGAUGGCCAGGGCGACUAUCUUGACGUCACUGACUAUGUACCUGACCUGCUUGCUGCUAACUUUGAUAAUGUUAUUGAGAGUGUUCAACAGACUGGCAUGUGGAUGUAUUACGAGAACACCGACUACAACCUGCAGUCAGGCAGGGUAUACUGGGUUCAUGGCAUUGACAUCGCUGUCAAUUUUCCCAGCGACUACAUAGAUAUGUGCUCAUCCCUGCGCUUUGCCGGGAGCCCCUACUACGUAAAUGAGGACUCUUGGACCGUGUAUGAGGGGACAGCCUUCUCAGGGAGCGAGUACUAUGGUAACUAUGAUAGUGCCACCUUUGAGAACCUGGCAGGAAAGGUCUCCUCCCUCAUCCUCACUGGUGUCAGCCCCUGGACCAUCUACAGUCGCGAGAACUUUUUGGGUGAGAGCCUUUGUGUCUUCCCUAACACGGACCACGACACAGGUGCUGAUGGCUCUGUCCUUGACUUCGGCAUCUUCCCAGAUAUGUCAGCACUGAACAUUAGUGACAACAGCAUCUACUCAGUGCAGAAAGGCUGCUGGAGCAAGGUGGUGGUCACUACUAGCAAGCUGAAAGUGGAUGGCCGACUAAAGAAUGGUGCCUGGGGACACAUUGACCUCUAAUCAUUCUUCUUUUUCUUUUAGCCUAGAGAUAAAGUUUGAAGGGAACACCUCACUUGUUAGGGAAGAGCUUGGUUUAUCUUCAAAACUACAGUAUUAUAAAUCUUUUACCUUUAUAUAAACAGAAUGUUAUAAUCUUGAUUUUUAUCUUAUCUUGUGUAUGAAUAAAAUUAAUGUAAUAAAGAAAUUAUCAAAGGUA
This is a messenger RNA of Cherax quadricarinatus, 1021 nucleotides long. RefSeq lists its product as uncharacterized. NCBI's taxonomy places the organism in Eukaryota, Metazoa, Arthropoda, Malacostraca, Decapoda, Parastacidae. The record is from RefSeq and is a predicted model, not a curated record.